This is a messenger RNA of Desarmillaria tabescens, 1056 nucleotides long. RefSeq lists its product as uncharacterized. The record is from RefSeq and is a predicted model, not a curated record. The coding region runs from base 1 to 1056 and encodes 351 amino acids. Lineage: Eukaryota; Fungi; Basidiomycota; Agaricomycetes; Agaricales; Physalacriaceae. The transcript has 6 exons.
AUGACUGCUCAAACUAAUGCUAGCAUUCCAAUAUCACUUACUGACAGUGAUAUAGCUUAUUUGACAAAUUGCUCUGAUGCUUCUUUGAAUUCAACCAUACUUUUAUCUCUAUUGCUUGGUAUAUACACAGGUAUUAUUGCUGUUACAAUGUGGAACAUCACUAUUAGCAAGUCUCAGCAUAUUGGACAAGCUAUGGUUGUGGUUAUUAUCAUCCUCUACAUUAUGACUAUCAUUGGUUUUGGCAUGACUUGGUCACUUCUUUCCUCUGAAUUUAUUUCUUAUGGGGAAAACAUGUGGACUAGAUAUCUGAAAGAUGUCACCAAUAAUAUUCUGGGAACAAUAGGAGUGGGUGUUACAGGCAUAAUUGGUGGUAUACUUGCUGACUCUAUUAUGAUUUGGCGUUGCUGGAUGAUUUGGGGAAAGCACUGGCUAGUCAUUGUACUUCCCAGCCUUUGUCUAAUAUGUGGUGUUGUGUUCAAAACUAUAACCAUGCACCUACUCUUUAUAUCUAACACUUGGCCUAGUUAUUUUUAUCUGAUGCUUUAUGCAUCAUUCACUCUGGCUACAACAUUAUGGUGCACUGCACUUAUCGUCUAUCGUAUUCUGAGUGUAGGACAAACAAACAAUGGAAUAAGGGGUGCACUCGGAAUCUACCGACAUAUUAUUGAAGUUCUAGUGGAAUCUUCUACUCUUUAUUCCAUAUGUUUGAUCCUCUAUGUGGCCAAUUUUGCUUGCAAUACCUGGGGAGAAGACUAUGUUGAAGUUAUAACAUUAAUUGCAAGAGGAAUUGCACCAACACUCCUUAUUGGACGUGUUGCUGCAGGCCAUGCUCGUCCUGAUGACUCAUGGGAGGGAAGCAUCAUGUCUUCUCUCCACUUUGGGCAAGGUCAAAGUCAGACAAGCAUCCAAGAAGAUUCUAUAAUCAGUAUCAAUCUUGAUAGUGAUCUUGAAGCUCAGGCUGAGCAAGUAGAUGAGCCUGAGGAUGCUCAGAGGGGCUCUCAGAGAGUGAAUAGUGAUGACACAGAGGCUCAGUUAGAGAAAAUAGAGAUUAUAUAG